Molecule: messenger RNA, 819 nt
Organism: Orbilia oligospora ATCC 24927
Lineage: Eukaryota; Fungi; Ascomycota; Orbiliomycetes; Orbiliales; Orbiliaceae
Exons: 1
Coding region: 1-819 (272 amino acids)
Source: RefSeq, a predicted model, not a curated record
AUGUUACUUGUGCGACUAAAAAAAUGUCUGCAACCGAUGAUAUGUGCCCGUUUUCUAUCAUAUAUUUCCCGCGCAAAAUGUACGGAAGAGUUCAACCACCACCUCUCCCACGGGCGUGCAAUAUUCGGCGGUGUAAUGCCAAACACGUCGAAUACUAUGCGACGAACCUUGUUGCCGGAUGGAAUAAGUUCUAUAUUCAUGACCAAGGGUAAUUUUCUCGGAAGACAUACCGAAGAAGCCUAUUGGGGUCCGAGACCCGACCAAGCUUAUGGGUCCGUUGAUGAGUCGUUAUCUUGGAUUGGGCUUUCAAAUCUUUAUGAGUAUUGCAACUCUUUGAGGAAAGUUGCGGUUACAAUGAGAGGGACCAAAACGCCGAUGGAUGAUUACGUUUACUGGUUUGUGCUAGAGGCUUUCCGAUGGCUAGACAAUGGGUCCAUCGAUGAAGUUGAAUUAGUUUACGAACAAGGAGGGCCGAGAGAUGGGCCGCCAAAAAUAUGGGACGAAUUGUUACUGUGGGUUUCACAGGACUGGAGAAGUAACCCGGCCGCCUUCUGGAGAUUUGGUUGGCAUGGUUUGGAUUACAUACGGAAGUGGAGUAAUAUCAGAUGGAAGUUUGAAAAGGUGUCAAAUAGGACGUUAGAUCAGAGGGGGAGGUUUCUUAGAUAUUGGGACUAUGGGGAAUGUAGCAAGGGUGGAGUGGCCGAGGAAGUCGUUGUUUGGAGUGUCAAGAAAGAGCCGCGACAGUACAAGAUGGGGUUAGCGAGCCAGUACCUGUUACCAGGCCCAUUAUUGAGGACGUUGGAUAGUCUGGCAAUUUAG